Molecule: messenger RNA, 363 nt
Organism: Metarhizium album ARSEF 1941
Lineage: Eukaryota; Fungi; Ascomycota; Sordariomycetes; Hypocreales; Clavicipitaceae
Product: Baculoviral inhibition of apoptosis protein repeat protein
Exons: 1
Coding region: 1-363 (120 amino acids)
Source: RefSeq, a predicted model, not a curated record
AUGCUCCCUUCGCAAACCUUGCUGACGUUUCCUUCACAGCUAGCAAGAGCUGGAUUCUACUUUGAACCGUAUCCCGAAAACCCCGACAAUUGUGUCUGCUUCCUUUGCGGAAAGGGCCUCGAUGGGUGGGAAGCUGGCGAUGACCCUCUCGAGGAGCAUCUGAAGCAUGCCCCCCAAUGUGGAUGGGCCAUAGUGUCUGCGAUUGAGGCCGAAAUCGCCGAAUAUUCGAGGCAGGACCCCGGCCUGCCUCAUAUGGUAGAGGCUCGAAAGGCGACAUUCGCUGGGAAAUGGCCCCAUGAGGCAAGGAAAGGAUGGAAGUGCAAAACAAAGCAGGUAUGCUGUGAAUGUUACGUGAAGCUGUAG